AGUCCUGAACGCCUCAGCGUCCCUGCUUGUUGUGGCAUGCGAGGCUCUGUGCAAGUAGCACACUUUGACUCCUUUUGGAGAACUUGAACAAAAUGGGAAAGGUGGGCUUCAUCUCGCUCCUAAUAGCCGCUUUGGCGGCAAUGUUAGGAGAGAGGGUUUUCAACCUAAGGAAAAGGACCCUGGCUACAAGGGAGCUGGUCCAGAAGCACCUUCCCAACUGUGUUGAGCUCAAAAAUCUGGAUUAUGGGGCGGAGGAUAUAACCAUUCUUGGAGACGGACUUGCCUUCAUCAGCACUGGUCUUCGGUAUCCUGGAAUGCCACCCUCGGAUGCAACUGGAAAGAUCUUCUCCCUUGAUCUAAAGGACUCCCGGAUGAAACCAGCGGAGCUGCGUAUGCCAAGAAACUUUGAUCUAGAAUCAUUCAACCCCCAUGGCAUCAGCUUAUACACCGAUCCAACGGAUGACGCAGUAUACCUGUUUGUUGUCAAUCACCCCCAACACAAAAGCCAAGUAGAGCUGUUCAAAUAUGUUGAGGACAGCAACUCUCUUCUGCAUCUGAAAACCAUAAAUCAUGAACUGCUCUACAGUGUAAAUGACAUUGUCGCAGUGGGACCGGACAGCUUCUAUGCUACCAAUGACCGCUACUAUCCCCAUGAAAUCUUAAAAGGUUUUGUGGAGCCUCUUUUGGCUCAGCCUUGGACUAAUGUUGUCUACUACAGCCCUGAGGAAGUUAAAGUGGUCUCUGAGGGUUACUAUAUGGCAAAUGGAAUCAACAUUUCACCAGACAAAAGGCAUAUAUAUGUGGUAGAUCUUUUCGAUCACAAUGUGCACGUGUUGGAGCGCAAAGAAGACAACUCGGUGACCUCUGUAAAGACCGUGGCUGUGGGUUCACUCUGUGACAAUGUUGAAGUGGACGCUGAUACCGGUGACCUUUGGUUAGGCUGUCACCCUAACGCCUGGAAGGCUGUCAUGUCUGACCCCAAAGACCCACCAGGAUCAGAGGUCAUCCGCAUCCAGAACAUCCACUCCGAUCAGCCGACGGUGACUCAGGUGUAUGAGGACAACGGCCAGGUGCUCAUAGGCUCUUCUGUAGCGGCUCCCUAUGGGGGAAAGCUGCUCAUUGGCACUGUGUACCAUAAAGCCUUGUGCUGCGAUCUGGAGUAGGCAGUGCCUCUUCAGACCAUGAUCCCCACUGAGCAGAGAGAAAUAAAAGUUCACUGAAAGAUU
Mugil cephalus (flathead mullet) is the source of this 1226-nucleotide messenger RNA. RefSeq names its product serum paraoxonase/arylesterase 2-like. NCBI's taxonomy places the organism in Eukaryota, Metazoa, Chordata, Actinopteri, Mugiliformes, Mugilidae. The record is from RefSeq and is a predicted model, not a curated record. Bases 93 to 1163 code for a protein of 356 amino acids. Gene Ontology annotation, molecular function: arylesterase activity. The transcript is spliced from 9 exons.